Messenger RNA from Closterium sp. Yama58-4, 436 nucleotides. The record is from the annotation of a GenBank genome assembly. Lineage: Eukaryota; Viridiplantae; Streptophyta; Zygnematophyceae; Desmidiales; Closteriaceae.
GUCGAUCCCAUGGGUGUGCAGUCCCUGGUCCGCCGCAUAGCCAUCUUCGUCCGUGACUCUGGGGAACAUUUUGGCACGGAUACAAGCAAGCGCCUGUUAGCCUUCCUCGCGCGUCACUCGUUAAGCCGCACCGUCACGGUAGAAGGCGUGGAUGGUGAUGGAUGCCCUCGAUGCCACACCUUUCGCUUGCAUGAGGAAGAGCUGACGGGGUACAGCAACACGCCUGGCGGCCUGGAGUCCUGCCGUUUGUAUGGGCUUGCAGAAGUGGACAAUCUGCAGCGGAGAUUCAAUGACCUUGAUACCUUGGACGGCGGUAAACUGUUCAUGCCCGAAACUUGGCUGCAAGACACAGUUAGACGGAACGAGGACUGCGUGGCCCACCUGGAUUCUCUAUUCCAUCUGUUCCACAUCGGCGAGAGGGGGGGGGUGCUUCCUG